Messenger RNA from Aspergillus mulundensis, 705 nucleotides. RefSeq lists its product as uncharacterized. The record is from RefSeq and is a predicted model, not a curated record. NCBI's taxonomy places the organism in Eukaryota, Fungi, Ascomycota, Eurotiomycetes, Eurotiales, Aspergillaceae. Bases 1 to 705 code for a protein of 234 amino acids. The transcript has a single exon.
AUGCGCCUUCGAAAGAAACAGCACAUCGUCAAAAUCCUCCGCUUCGUGGAAGACCGAAUCUCCGACAAAACCAAAGCGCAGAGAUUCCGCCGCUGGCAACACGAGCUCUUCGGCCUGACACCCGACGAAUGGGCAAGUCUCGCCCUAUCCAUCUCCUGCCACGAGUCACUGGACAUCGCAGUCCAGCGACAGGGGUGGCUGGAGAAAGAAUGCGCGCGGUUGAAAGGCCUCCAAGAACCCUACGAUCCAGAAAUAGCCUCAGCAUACCACAUGACCCGAUACGAAAAGACAAACAACGAGACGAUCUGCGAACAGCUACUUUCCUUGAAAUCUCACGCAGAGAAACCGAUCGCAUCCAAAGCCAUCUUCCGCGCAUUAUGGCACACCCAGUGCGCGGAUGCUCAGACGUUUACAUGGCAUCUGACUCCCUGGCUCGUGGAGAGGUGUGUCCUGUCUGGUGGAUGCUGCGGGCGAUCCUGCGAGUGCUGCACGCGGGCUCGGUGUGAUUUGCCAGCAUGGGCAAAUGCCAGGGGGCAUUGCACGCCGGCAUGUCCCUGCUGCGGGGAGCGCAAUGGGCUUCAGGGCCCGAUUAGUGUCAUAGCGCCUGAUCCCAAUCAGCUGCCGUUUAGUUUGAGGCCGGAUAGGAGUGAUCGGUUUAGUUGGAACAUGAUGGAUGCGUUGGUCUGGGGUAUUGGGGAUUGCUAG